Molecule: messenger RNA, 1098 nt
Organism: Suillus subaureus
Lineage: Eukaryota; Fungi; Basidiomycota; Agaricomycetes; Boletales; Suillaceae
Exons: 4
Coding region: 117-1019 (300 amino acids)
Source: RefSeq, a predicted model, not a curated record
UCCCCCAAGGAGUUGAGUGGGAUGAUAAAGAGGAAUCGUACAUCGGAGGUGACAUAGAGCCUGCCUUGGCGAGAAAGCUGGCUCAAGGGGACGUUGAUCCAGUGACACUUCUACCGAUGAUUGAUAUCAAUCCGAGCUUCGUACCUCGCACAGUGAAGCCCCUCCCAUUUCAGGCCAAUAAUGUUAAUCGGCCUAGCUCAGUCAAAGGAAAGGGCAAAGCAAAAGCCGAGCCUGAGAGUAGCGGAUUGCUUACCUUCUUCGCUCCAAAACCAAAAGCUACCCUUACUCGUAGUAACUCCGCGCCAACAAAGAAAACGGCAAUGUCUGGUAAAGGUAGCGGAAAGAGGACACUUGUCGAUAUACUUGACGAAGACCUCGCUGCAAAACGCAUAAAACUAAAUCAGGCUUCGUCUUCCACAAACCUUUCUCUUCUCACACAUUCAAGGUUCUUUCCCUCUCCAUUGACGUCAAAACAGCGAGUGGAACGAGCCGCAGACGAUCUGAUGCCCAAUUCACGUAUCUCAUAUCCCCUAUCUGAAAAAGAAAACCUCCCCGAUCAUGCCGAUAACGUCAUUGUAGUUGAAGAAUUGGACGAAAUUCUUGAUGAGCCCCUGGAUCCCGUCACACAAGAAGAUGGGUACCUAUCACCUUCCCCAUCCUACUUCCGAUCAGCCACACCUGAUCUCUCUUCACCUGUACGGCCAUAUAACCCCGGACGGCGUGAUCAUGACAACGGAGACGACUUCGGCGCGGAUGUCAUCCCCAGUCCCACGGCAGUGAGAACAGUCACGCGACAUGCCUUGCAUCAAUGUUUACCGCUCAAGAAAGAGAAAGUUAGUAUCCUCGUUCGGGAAACGCCGCCGCCGAGUGCUGCCGAUGAAAUCGAAGGACCUGACUUGCGUGAUGUUCUCGACAUUGAAGCGCCCGGGGAUAUCGAUGCGAUCGAUGAUGACAUAAUUACUCCGGCCUCAGUCAUCUUCUACCUCUGGUCCUAUUACUCCGGAAGACAACGUGACUGAGGCUAGUGCACACGCAAAACGCACGGAGAUAGUUGCCAAUGGGUGGUGGAAUAAGUGGGCCCUAAACAAGGAUCUACGC